UUCAAAGCUCCUCAAACAAAAGCAGAUAGAAUCACGAAUCGCCUGAAAUGAACAUGAGAGUUUUCUACAAGAGUCUGUUGUCUUUACUGGGCUUUUUCUCAGUUCAGACGACAGCAGAAACAGAAGUGAACGUAGCAAGAUGGGGAACAGCCGUUCAGUCAACAACAUAUUACACCUAUUUUUAUGGCUGGCAUGCCCAAAAGGCUGUGGAUGGGUCAAGCUCCUACUGUUCUCGUACAAACACACAGAGUGACCCGUGGUGGAGGCUGGAUCUGAAGAACAUGUACACUGUGAACAGAGUGACCAUCACUAACAGAAUCUGUGGAAGUGUGAACUGUGAAAUCUGGAUUAACGGGGCAGUGAUUCGGAUUGGAAACGAUUCUUCAAAUGUUUUAGGCAACCCAGUAUGUGCUACAGUUUCUUCUAUUCCGGCAGGAGCAACCAACAGCUUCUCGUGUCCUGGGAUGAAGGGACGCUAUGUGACUGUAAAUAUUCCUGGAACUUCAAAGAUUCUUUCUUUCUGUGAAGUGGGAGUCUAUGUGAUUUUUCCAGAUGCAAUCUUGCCCUCACCCACUCUUCCCGAGGACAUUCCCACAGCUUUUCCAGAGGACGUUCCCACAGAUCUUCUCCAAGAUGGAGGUAAUCCGUAUGUCACUGAGAUUUUGCCUAGCCAGGAUGUUCCUCAAGCCAGUCUGUCAGGGAGGACACAGAAAGAGAUUUGGAAACAGCAGAGGAGCUCAGGAGAGUAUCAGUACUAG
Cyprinus carpio (common carp) is the source of this 758-nucleotide messenger RNA. RefSeq names its product fucolectin-3-like. The transcript has 6 exons. NCBI's taxonomy places the organism in Eukaryota, Metazoa, Chordata, Actinopteri, Cypriniformes, Cyprinidae. The record is from RefSeq and is a predicted model, not a curated record. The coding region runs from base 48 to 758 and encodes 236 amino acids.